AUGGCUCAAGAUCCCCGUGUCCUUCUCCAAAAGGCCGACAAAGCACUCUCUAGCGCCUCAGGAGGCUUUAGCUGGUUUGGAGGAAGAACUGAAAAGUAUGAGAAUGCCGCAGAUCUCUACAGCCAGGCUGCAAAUGCCUUCCGAGUCCAGAAAAUGAACAAGGAGGCUGGCCAAGCCUUUGAAAAAGCCGCCUCUAUCCAAACUCAGAACCUCAACGAGCCUGAUGACGCCGCGAAUACUCUCCAGGAAGCAUUCAAGGUCUACCGCAAGUCAGACCCUGAAGAUGCUGCUCGCGUCCUUUCCAGUGCUAUUCAGCACUACGUCUUACGAGGAAACCUGCGCCGUGCGGCGACUCAGCAACAAUAUCUGGCCGAGUUGUAUGAGGUGGAGCUUGGAGAUAUGAAGAAGGCCCUGGAGUCGUAUGAGAAGGCUGCCGAGUGGUUCGAAGGCGACAAUGCUGAAGCUCUUGCUAACAAGCACUUCCUCAAGGUUGCGGACCUGGCUGCUCUGGACAACGAUUACUACAAGGCCAUCAAUAACUUUGAGCGCAUCGGCCGGUCUUCUAUUAACAACAACCUGAUGCGUUGGAGUGUAAAGGACUAUUUGUUGAAGGCUGGUAUCUGUCAUCUUGCUACAAAGGACUUGGUUGAGACCCAUCGUGCUUUGGAAUCAUACCGAGAGCUCGACCCUAGCUUUGCGUCAAUGCGGGAACACCAGCUGCUCGUGGACCUGACUCAAGCUGUUGAGGAUGGCGACCAGGAGGUUUUUGCUGAGAAGCUGUUCCAGUAUGAUCAGCUCAGCAAACUGGACAAGUGGAAGACUACUCUCCUUUUGCGGAUCAAGAAUAACAUCGAGGAGGCUGAGGAGGACUUUUCGUAA
Messenger RNA from Penicillium olsonii, 879 nucleotides. The record is from the annotation of a GenBank genome assembly. NCBI's taxonomy places the organism in Eukaryota, Fungi, Ascomycota, Eurotiomycetes, Eurotiales, Aspergillaceae.